GGCCCUUCGGCGAGCAUCUCGCCGCGUGGCCGCGCUGCGUUGGCAGCAGCUCCUCGAAACCUGGCUCCGGAGCCGCAGAGACCAGGUGCUACAGGAGGCGCGGGCAAGCCGCGCGCGUGGCAAUGGUCAAGAGCAAGCGCAGGAGCUGAGACGCUUGGAUGAGGAGUGCGAAGAGCUGCGGGAGCAGAACCGCCAGGUUCUGUUGACGCUUCAGCUCCAGCAGCAGGAUCUGCAAGCGGCUUUGGCUGAGGCGAGGCGCCUCUCGGAUCGCGAAGCCGCCUAUGAAAAGGACUUGAUGCGCAUCUCCGAGCGGAGCGCGGAGCUGGGCGGGCACUCCAACCCGAAGCAGAAGAUCAAGCAUCUCAUGGCAAUCAAAGAGGAGAACCAGUCGCUCCGGCAGGAGCUGAAGCGCAGUCGCCAGACCACGGCCCAGCUGAACGGGCAGCUGCGUGCUGCUCAGUUCUUCGAUGCGAUGACCCCGUCGGAACCGCGUACGCCGGGAAGAAGACCGCCCAUGACGCCCAUGACGCCGCGAAGAGGCGAGGGUGACGACAAGGAGCAGAGGAUGGCCCGUGCGCACCGGCGCGCAUCGGAGCGAGCCGCCAAUGCGUAUCAGCACCUUUACACGCUGGUGGAGCGUGCUUUGGCCCUCGACAAGAAGGACUCGGCGUUGCCGGCAACACCCACGGCACUUCAUUCUUCUGAGCCACAGACUGCCGAGCACAACGAGCUCUACAGGCGCUUGCGGGGAUUGUCGCUGGCUUUGCGCGGCGAGGCAGAGAUCUCGGAAGGAGCUCCAUGCCUGCCGGGCGCAGGCGCGCCGCAGACGCCCCGGGCCAAAGCGGAGCCGGAGGAGGAGGCGUCGGUCUCCACGCCAGGGAGGGGCGACAAUCUGGAGUCAGACAUGUGAGAGGCAGGGCCGGCUUCUGAGAUCCCCCUCAGCAGGGUAUGUUGGAUCACCCUAGGGUUGACUAAAGCGC
This is a messenger RNA of Effrenium voratum, 980 nucleotides long. Lineage: Eukaryota; Dinophyceae; Suessiales; Symbiodiniaceae. The record is from the annotation of a GenBank genome assembly.